Trachymyrmex cornetzi is the source of this 585-nucleotide messenger RNA. It is a transcript of the gene NdufV3, whose product is annotated as NADH:ubiquinone oxidoreductase subunit V3. The transcript has 3 exons. The record is from RefSeq and is a predicted model, not a curated record. Gene Ontology annotation, cellular component: respiratory chain complex I; mitochondrion. Lineage: Eukaryota; Metazoa; Arthropoda; Insecta; Hymenoptera; Formicidae. Bases 138 to 434 code for a protein of 98 amino acids.
GAAAUCAAUUGAAAUUUUUUGCGAGGAACGAGGAUUGAAAUAGAUUGGAGGACGGUGUUCAUAGUUAAAAGGACAUUUAAAUCUCCGUAUAUAUUUUAAUUGUUUAAUUAUUAUUGUUAUUUAUAAAUCAUCGUAAAAUGUUGCGCGUCAUUGCGAGACGAGUACAGGGUGUAAAGAUUACUUCUUUACGGACAUUUAGCGCACAGGCUUCGAGUACCAUGAGUUCACCCACAGUGAAUACUAAUGUGCCAGGUCUCAGCAAUAAUGUUGUCGAAGUACCAAACACACCUGUAGGACCCAACGCCUCCAAGGAUACGGAAUACAAGAAUCCCGAAUACUUUUGCUAUCAUGUAGACUCGUUUGGGGAAGCUGAAGUGGAAUUGGCCAAGUACAGGUUGCCAGCACCAUCUAAUAGCAGACCAUUUAAUAAAUAAACGAUAGAACAAAAGCUUGCAGAUAGUAGGGACAAAAUAAUAAAUUUAAUAAGUUGAAAAAAUGUACAAAAGAGAUGGCGAUGAUGAGCUGUGUGUAUUCAAAACUGUGUUACAUAUUAAUUAAGAAAAAUAUGUUUAAUUAUCUGUGUAA